UUCGCUUACUUUUUCUUCUCCCAUAUCUCUCUCUCUCUCUCUCUCCCCUUUUAUAUGCUCCCUCUUGUUUCCUCUCCAUCAACCAGUUCGUAUUGGGUUAUCUCCGCUGAGUCUCUCCGCGCUUCAACAUCCACAUAGAAAAGGAAAAUAGAAAAAGAAAAAGAAAACAAUUAACAGGGCAAUAUAGAUGGCUGGACAACAAGGGACACUGAGUGGUUCAACAAAUGUUCCUGUUAAGUACAAAAUAGAGAAUUCACCUGAAGAUUCUAUUCGGGAUGGGUGGGUUAAAAUACAAGAUAUGGAGGUUGAGUUUGAGAGGUCAUUUUUGGGAUUUGAAACUGAGAGGGAAGCAAAGGUUGUUCAUAAGAAUUUGUCAAAACUCCAAGGUGUGAGCUUUCUCAAGUCAUAUUUCAUCAUAAAACACCAAAAUCAAGAUCGCUACUGGCUUGCUGUGGACAAGAUUCAAUAUAGCUUAGAAAAAUAUAAAACGGAACAUUCGAGAAUUUGGAGCGGUUUACGACUUGAUUCACAAUAUCAAGAUAUAAUCCGGGGCAUUAUAAUUGGCAUGUGUGAACUUCAUGGCCAAAGACACACUCAUGGACGUCUCUCAAUCAAAGACAUUUUGAUUGUGAAUGGCAAGCCUAAAUUUGCCUUCAUAAGAAAUGAGUUUCGUCCUCCUUUGGAGGGUGACAAUGAGUGUGAAACCCACAAAAAUAAUUUAUAUCAGGAUUUUAACGAUCUGAAGAUUCUGUUUGAGAAGGUGAUUGGUCGUCGUGAGAACCAUGUCGAAUUGAAACAUUUUUAUGAGAGCGCUAAAGUCAACAAUGCGUCGGGUCUGUCAAAAUUGUACUUUCAUCCCAUUUUAAUGGCUCCAAUGGAAAGGUUCUUUCAACCGGUUAGUAUGGAUACUCUAGCAAUGUAUCCUGGUCAUGAAAAGGCCAAAAAAGCUGGGGAUUGUUUUAGAGAUGUUUUGAAUGAAGAAACAAAAAAGUCGUAUUGUUAUGAUUGGAUUAAAGACGUUAAAGGUCAAAAGUACUACGAAAAGAUUAUAAGUUUUGAAGAAGAAAAGAAAGAAGAAAAGAAAAAAGCUGAAAACAAAAGACGACGUGGUCCAACUGGCGAAAGUCCACCUGAUCUAAGUUACUGGCAUGCCUUCAAAGUUGUGAGGCAUGCUAUUGUCCACAUCAAUGAACAUACGAAGACGAAUAAGAAAACGGAGAAAGAUGUAGAGAGAGAGUUAUCGGAAAUGUUCCCAGAGUAUUUCAAUAAAGCAUACGAUCUCUUCAAACUCGAAGAAAUCGCUUCAGGUUCCAGGAAAAGAUGUGGCGAUGUCGUCUAAUUAGAAAUGAGGAAAUGUGUGUUGAGAGUACGAGACUCUCAUUUUGCUGUGACUCUAUGUGUAAGUUAAGGGUUGUAUGUGUGUGAGUUUGAAUAACUGUUUUGUGUAACCAGGCUCAAGCCUUGAAAACUUGUAAACCCCUUGAAGGUAUUUAUUUGUUUUUUUACUUGUUGUUGGAUUAA
This is a messenger RNA of Camellia sinensis, 1521 nucleotides long. The record is from RefSeq and is a predicted model, not a curated record. NCBI's taxonomy places the organism in Eukaryota, Viridiplantae, Streptophyta, Magnoliopsida, Ericales, Theaceae.